AUGAGCCUGGGCUGGGUAUCUGGAGACCUUGAGCAGCCCAAACAUCAGGAUCCCCCUCUCAGCAUAGCUGGUAGAAUCCAGAGGAAUGAACUGAGUCCAGCUCAUAACGAACGAGUCUGCAGCACAUGGGGCAAUUUCAACUUCAAAACCUAUGAUGGAGACUUUUUCCAGCUCCUGUCUACAUGUAACUACAUCCUGACGUCACAGUGUUCAAACAGCUAUGAGGACUUCAAUAUUCAGCUGAGGCGGCAGGUCGUCAGUGGCGAGCCCCUGAUCAGCAAAAUCACCAUGAAGCUGGAAGGCACAGUGGUGGAACUUUCCAAAAGCUCCAUCAGUGUGGAUGGAAACAACGUCACUCUGCCUUUCAGCCAUUCUGGUGUCCUCAUUGAGAAAAAACCCACUUACAUCAAAGUCGUCGCUAAGCUGGGACUCGUGGCCAUGUGGAAUGGAAAGGAUGCUUUCAUGGUGGAAUUGGACAACAAGUAUAAAAAUCAGACUUGUGGACUGUGUGGUGACUUUAAUGGAGUCCAGCUUUACAAUGAGUUCAUCAAAAAUGGGGCUGAGAUUUCUCCAUCAGACUACAGCCAGUUUGCAAAGAUGGACGAUCCAACUGAGAGCUGCAGUGAAUCACCUCCUCCAACAGAUGACACCUGCAUGAAACUGACGUCAGUGUGUGAGCAAUUGCUCUCAGGUCCAGCUUUCAGUGACUGUAAAAACCUCGUCUCUCUCAACUACUUUGUCAAAGCCUGUGAGUUGGACAUGUGCCAGUGCAACAGCAACUCCACCAACCUCUGCCUGUGUAGCACCAUCUCUGAGUAUUCCCGCCAGUGCGUGCACGCUGGAGGAAAGCCGAGCCAGUGGAGGACAGAGCAGUUUUGCCCCAAAACAUGCCCUUAUCCAAACAUGGUGUAUCAGGAGUGUGGGAACCCGUGCAUUAAUACCUGCUCGAAUCCUGACCGAGAACAAGUGUGUGAGCAACACUGCAUCGAUGGCUGUUUCUGCCCUCCAGGUUUGGUCCUGGAUGAUUUGACAGACCGAGGAUGCAUUGCUCAGGAUCAGUGCUCCUGCGUUUACAACGGCAAAAUCUAUCACGCUGGUCAGAAUUUCACCAGCAACUGUAAACAAUGCACAUGUACCGCUAACCAGUGGAGCUGCAUAGAGAAAGAUUGCCCUGGUACAUGCUCUGUAGAGGGUGGAUCUCACAUCACCACAUUUGAUGGAACAACUUACAACUUCCAUGGUGACUGUACAUACAUUCUGGCUGAGCAAACCAACGGUGCUGAGUUUGUGGUUGUAGGCGAUCUGGUGCUUUGUGGUUUGACGACCACUGAAACAUGUCUGAAGGCCGUGACCCUGGCUCUGUUUGGCGGAAGCACCGUGUUUAACAUCCAGCCUGACGGAAAGGUCUUCCUCAACCGAAUCUAUUCUCAGCUUCCUCUUUCUACAGCUGGUGUGAAUAUUUUUCGUCCCACCACAUUUUACAUCAUUGUCCAGACAUCUUUUGGGCUUCAGAUGGAGAUCCAGCUUGUACCCAUCAUGCAGGUUUAUAUCACCGUGGAUGUGACUCACAAGCAAAAUUUACUUGGUCUGUGUGGAAACUUUAAUGACAUACAAAAAGAUGAUUUCAUGACCAUGAGUGGAGCUUGCGAAGGAACUGGUGUUGGUUUUGCAAACAGCUGGAAGACAAGAGCUAACUGUCCUGAAGUAAAGAACACUUUUGAGAACCCCUGCAGUCUCAGUGUGGAAAAUGAAAAAUAUGCUCAGAAAUGGUGCUCCCUGCUGUCAGACCCUAAUGGCGUCUUUGCUCCAUGUCACUCUGAGAUCAACCCAGAUAUCUACCAAAAGAACUGCAUGUAUGACACCUGCAACUGUGAGAACAGUGAGAACUGCAUGUGUGCGGCUCUGUCAUCGUACGUACACAUGUGUGCUGCAAAAGGAAUCCUUCUCACUGGCUGGAGGAGCGAAGUGUGCAUGAAAUACGCCACCAGCUGCCCCAGAACCAUGGUUUAUACCUAUGGCAUCCGCACAAGCAUGCAGUCAUGCCGCUGUCACAGUGACCCAGAUUUCACCUGUGCUGUGACCUUUGACCCAGUGGAUGGGUGCGUUUGUGCUGAAGGAACGUAUCUCAAUGAUAACGGCGAAUGUGUUCUGCUGGAUAAAUGUUCCUGCUACUACAAAGGGUCUGUGAUUCCUCCUGCAGAAGUCAUCAGCAAGGAUGGUGCCAUGUGCACCUGUAAGAACGGCAAACUCAGCUGCAUUGGCUCUAUCACCAGUAAGCCAUCUUGUUCCUCACCGAUGGUGUUCUUCAAUUGCUCUGAUAAUGCUGCAGGAUCUACAGGCUCAGAGUGUCAAAAAAGCUGUAGCACACUAGACUUGGCCUGUAUCAGCACAGAGUGUGUGUCAGGCUGUGUGUGUCCUGCGGGACUUGUGUCUGAUGGGAAAGGAGGCUGCACUGAAGAGGCUUUUUGUCCUUGCGUUCAUAACAGUAAAACUUACCAACCUGGAGAAUCCAUCAAAGUUGAUUGUAAUACCUGCACAUGCAAGGACAGGAAAUGGCAGUGCAGCACAGAUUUAUGCCAUGGGACCUGUACAGUGUAUGGCGAUGGACAUUAUAACACAUUUGAUGGAAAAAGAUACACUUUUGAUGGAGACUGUGAAUACACUCUUGUCAGAGAUCACUGUGGCCACAGUAAUACCAGUGGCACUUUCAGAGUCAUCACGGAAAACAUUCCCUGUGGAACAACUGGCACCACCUGCUCCAAAGCCAUUAAACUCUUUCUGGGGAGUAAUGAGCUCUUACUAACAGAUGGAAGAUAUGAAGUUAUUCAACAAGGUACAGGAGAUGAAAUUCCCUACCAGUUCAGUAUUAUGGGCAUUUACAUGGUCAUUGAAGCUAAUAAUGGGCUAAUUCUGAUGUGGGACCAGAAGACAAGUAUAUUCAUUAAGCUUAGUCCUAAUUUCAAGGGUGAGGUCUGUGGUCUGUGCGGAAAUUAUGACGGCAACACAAACACUGACUUUACCUUGAGAAAUCAAGGUGUGGUAAACAAUGCACUGGAUUUUGGAAACAGUUGGAAAGAGUCUUCCAGCUGCCCUGAUGCUAGUCAGAUCAAAAAUCCAUGUACCCUUAAUCCCUAUCGGCAAGCCUGGGCUCAGAAACAGUGCAGCAUCAUCAUGAAUGAAGUCUUUGCGGCCUGUCACACUCAUGUUGACCCUACACCAUACUAUUCUGCAUGCGUGAGUGAUGCAUGUGCUUGUGAUACUGGAGGAGAUUGUGAGUGUUUCUGUACAGCUGUAGCUGCUUACGCUGAGGCCUGUAACGAGGAUGGAGUGUGUGUUGCUUGGAGGACACCAAAAAUCUGCCCACUGUUCUGUGAUUACUACAACCCUCCUGAUGAGUGUGAGUGGCACUACAAACCUUGUGGAGCGCCGUGUAUGAAGACUUGCAGGAAUCCUGAUGGAGAGUGUUCCAGUCAGAUCCCACCACUGGAAGGUUGUUACCCAGAAUGUCCUGAUGAUCAGCCAUAUUUUGAUGAGGACACAAUGAAAUGCGUGGAGAAGGAAAGUUGUGGCUGCUAUUACAAAGCAAAACAUUACAGCAAUGGAGAUGAGGUCCCAAGCACAGAAAACUGUCAGAAAUGCUAUUGCAGUUCAUCAGAAAUCAACUGUGAAACAGAUGAUGAUGCUUGUACCUGCCUAUAUGAUGGAAAAAUAUAUCAUUAUGGUGACACAAUCUAUAAUACUACUGAUGGAUAUGGCUACUGCAUCACAGCUAAGUGUGGAAAGGAUGGAAAAAUAGAAAGGACAUCAUAUGGUUGCUCUACAACCCUACCACCAACAAUAAGUGUCUUUGACUUCAGCUCAACAACAGAUAAAGGCAAAAUGUUGCCAGCCAACAGAAUGUACAAUGCCAUCAACAGCUACAACGGCAACCCCCACUGCAACAUCACCAACUACAACACCAACAACAACUACCACACCAACUACAACAACAACAGUUACAAAACCAAGCACAACAACUACGACUACAACUACAACACCCCAAACAACUACCACACCAAUUGGACUACAACAACUACAACACCACCAACAACAACAACAACAACUACAAUAUCACCAGCAACACCAACAACAAUCAAACAUUGCACGUUUGAGUGCUCUUGGUCUGACUGGAUGGACUUUGGCCCUCCUACAACUGGUCCUAAUGGUGGUGAAAUUGUUCCAGUGAAGAGGAUAAGUGAAAAUUAUCCUAAUGUCUGUUCCACCCCAACAAAAGUUGAAUGCAGAGCAAAGCUCUACCCUGGUCUUUCCCUUUCACAGUUGGGUCAGGUAGUGACAUGUAAUGCCCAUGAUGGACUAAUUUGCCUCAACCAAAAUCAGGGUCCUCAACAGCAGUGCUUUGACUAUGAAAUUAGAGUGUAUUGUUGUGGAUUUCCAAAACGGUGUCCAACAUCACCACCACCAACAACCACACCAACUACAACACCAACUACACCAACAACAACGCUGACGACAACAUCAACAACAAUAAUGACUAAAACUACAAUACCAACUACAACACCACCAAUGACAACUACUACAACAACUACAACACCAACAACAACAACAACAACAACUACAAUAUCACCAGCAACACCAACA
Messenger RNA from Neoarius graeffei (lesser salmon catfish), 4638 nucleotides. Its product is annotated as mucin-5AC-like. Gene Ontology annotation, cellular component: extracellular matrix. Gene Ontology annotation, molecular function: protein binding. The record is from RefSeq and is a predicted model, not a curated record. The transcript has 31 exons. The annotation marks the transcript as partial. NCBI's taxonomy places the organism in Eukaryota, Metazoa, Chordata, Actinopteri, Siluriformes, Ariidae.